AAGCAGCCAAUCGAGGCAAACAUGGGAUUGAGUGUGGAAACAAGUUAGAUAGAGGGGCGCGCUUCAUGCCGAAAAACCCGAAUAAGGCGCUCUAGAAAAUAAGAAUUUGUAUGUGUAUUUGCGGUUAAUGUGUGCAGGCAAUUUAUAAUUUCAUAGGCAGUUACAACCGUUCACCUCAGAUCAAGAUAUCAGAGAUUAAUAGACUAAGUCGGUGAUGACACAGGCUGUCCUAAUUUGCUGCAUGAAUCUAAGCCAGUGUCCUGUUGAUCAAAAUACAACACUACAACUUUGAAGUUGACAGCUUUGAUGUGGCACAGUGUUGAAUCCAGUGAAAGAUGACGGACGAAGUGAUAGUCAUCGCUAAGUUUGACUACAUUGCACAGCAGGACCAGGAGCUGGACAUCAAGAAGAAUGAGAGGCUGUGGCUCCUGGACGACUCAAAGUCCUGGUGGAGGGUUCGUAACGCCACCAACCAGAUGGGAUUUGUGCCUUCCAACUACGUGGAAAGGAAAAACAGUGCCAGGAAGGCCUCUAUUGUGAAAAAUCUGAAGGAUACUUUAGGACUCGGGAAGGUCAGAAGGAAGCCCAGCAUGAGGGACACUGCCUCCAACGCCGACUCGGACUUGUUCUCGGACAACGGGGAGCGGCUGUACGACCUCAACCUGCCGGCGCUGGUCAAGUUCAGCUACGUGGCCGAGCGCGAAGACGAGCUUUCGCUGGCCAAGGGCACGCGGGUGGUCGUCAUGGAGAAGUGCAGCGACGGCUGGUGGCGGGGCAGCUACGAGGGCCGCUCGGGCUGGUUCCCCUCCAAUUACGUGACCGAGGACCCAGACGGUUCGGCCGGCGACGCGGCGCUCUCGCUGACGGAGAAGCUGGCGGCGGCCAUGCGCGGAGCCAACGGCAGCUCCGCUCUGGACACCGUCCAAGCCCUCUACCCCUUCAGCUCGGGCAACGACGAGGAGCUGGCCUUCGAGAAGGGCGAUGUGAUGGAGGUGGUGGAGAAGCCCGAGAACGACCCGGAGUGGUGGAAGUGCCGCAAGGCCGACGGGCAGCUGGGGCUGGUGCCAAAAAACUACGUCACGGUGCUGCGCGACUCCCACAAUGCACCUGGAGACGCCGGCCCGCCCACCCCUGACUGCGACUACAUCGAGCCCUCGGGGACCGGGAGGUUCGCCGGACGGCUUUGGUACUACGGUAAGGUGACGAGGCACCAGGCCGAGGUGGCCCUCAACCAGAGGGGCGAGGACGGUGACUUCCUCAUCAGGGACAGCGAGUCUUCGCCCAAUGACUUCUCCAUCUCGCUGAAGGCCCACAGCAAGAACAAGCAUUUCAAAGUGCAGCUGAAGGAGGCUCUCUACUGCAUCGGACAGCGCAAAUUCGACUCCAUGGAGGAGCUGGUGGACCAUUAUAAAAAGGCUCCCAUUUUUACCAGUGAGCAGGGAGACAAACUGUACCUGAUCAAGGCUCUGACCUCUUCCUGAUCGCAGUGUAAUUCCAGCUCUGGACACCUUCCCCGCUGGUGAAAACCCCAAAUCAUUUCAAGAGGAGAUGGGUAAAUCCCUGUGGACUCCUAUAUCGGGGGAAAAGAAACGUUUGGACUUCUGGGAUAUCAUCCGGUUCGUUGAUUUCACAAGCCACCUUUGGCUCACAGAUAAUUCAGUGUAUAUUGAACUCAGCAUCUGUAAGCCACACUUUAGUGCUAUGUAUAUCUAUAUAUUUUUUUUUAAGCUUCCUUCGUUUAAAUGUGAUAUUUCUUUAAAAGUGUGAUUGAAUGGCAUUUUUAAGGGUCUGUUGUCAAUCUAGCUUGGAGGAAUGAGAGUCACAAAUUUAAAAGGAUAGCAUAUACCCUUCUCCCACUUGUCGCUACCACGGGUAUCUAGGCUGUCACAAUUUCUAUCAACUGCAUUUAGAAUUGUUCAUUUAUUUUUGUUAAUGCCUCGUAUUGAGUGAAAACAAAUGACCAAAGUGUAUUUAUUGGUGGUGUAGGGGCAGAUUCUAGUACGUUGGCCUCGUGACAAUUUUUUUGGAGUCAAGUUUGUUGCCUUUGCCACCACAGAGAUGGCAUGCGGCUCAAACUUGUGUCCCCACAGGGCAGGGCCACAUGUAUACCUGCCCUAGCUGGGAGACAUCAGGCUGGCCCCUGGCAGAGUUGAGUCUGUCUCCGUGGAGACCAACGAGGGACAGUGCUGGUCACCUGGCUCACUGAACUGUUCUUCACCCCUCUCUUCUCGGAACCCGGAAUAGCAUGUGUCACCUGAUAUGUGUAUGUGGUCAUGUCUGUCCAGAUAAGACUUUCCUUUUGCUACAGUUGGCAACAUUGAUUAAAGAUUGAGAUAAAAGUU
This is a messenger RNA of Conger conger (European conger), 2342 nucleotides long. It is a transcript of the gene nck1b, whose product is annotated as NCK adaptor protein 1b. Gene Ontology annotation, biological process: positive regulation of translation in response to endoplasmic reticulum stress; negative regulation of endoplasmic reticulum stress-induced eIF2 alpha phosphorylation; negative regulation of PERK-mediated unfolded protein response. NCBI's taxonomy places the organism in Eukaryota, Metazoa, Chordata, Actinopteri, Anguilliformes, Congridae. The record is from RefSeq and is a predicted model, not a curated record. The transcript has 6 exons. The coding region runs from base 336 to 1481 and encodes 381 amino acids. Gene Ontology annotation, molecular function: ephrin receptor binding.